AUGAAGACCGCCGCCUGCGCCCUCCUCUCCCUCGCUCUCCUUGGAGAGGCUUGUCUGCUCCCCCAUGAGGCAGCCGGACGCAAGAUUGCCCGCCGUCAGACUGGCAACAACAACACCGGCGUGGCCAUCGGCACCGGUGACCGCUUCGACGGCGGCAAGAAGUUCCCUCGCGGUCUCGGGUCCAACCCCAACAGCACCGACGCCCAAACCCUCCUCAACGUCAACGAAAUCAAGAGCGCCGUUCGCGGCCUCGUCAACGAGUACGAGAUCGACUACUUCGAGUCGCCCUACAAGACGUACCAGAAUGCUACCAUCUUUGGCGCAAGGGUUGGCGGCAGCGGCAACUGCACCGACGCGUACCGCGUGUACUUCAAUGCUGCGAUCCACGCCCGCGAGCGUGGCGCCCCGGACAACAUCAUCUACUUCAUCUCGGAUCUGUUGUACGCCAACAAGCACGGCGAGGGUCUGACGUACGGAGGUCGCACGUACAGCAACUGCGACGUCCAACGCGCCCUUGGAACCGGUAUUGUGUUCACGCCGCUCAGCAACCCCGAUGGCGUGGCCUACGAUCAGGCUACCGGCAGCUGCUGGCGCAAGAACCGCAACCCGGCGGCGUCAGGAGGUGACCCGGAGGCAAUUGGCAUCGACCUCAACCGAAACUUCGACUUCCUGUUCGACUUCCUCAAGGACUUCGCCCCGACCGUCGGACCGAACGUCGCCUCGGAGAACCCGGCCGACGAGACAUACCACGGCGCCGCCCCGUUCUCGGAGGCCGAGACGCAGAGUAUCAAGUGGGUGAUGGACGAGCACAAGCAGGUGCAGUGGUUCGUGGACAUUCACUCGUACACCGGCACGGUGUUGUAUAACUGGGGUUCCGACGAGAACCAGCUGCGUAAGCCGUACAUGAACUUCAUGAACGAGUCCUACGAUGCCGUGAGGGGUCUGAUGCCGGAUGUCCCCGCAGAUGGCGGCUUGUACGGCGAGUACCUGCCUACCAAGGACUGGUCGGACAAGGUGUACGCCGCGAUGAGAAUGGGCAAUGCCAUGGACGCUGCCGUCGGAAGACACCACGAGGUGCAACAGAGCGCGUACCUGUACCCGACUUCGGGUGCUAGCGAUGACUAUGCGUUCUCUCGUCACUUCUCUGACCCCUCGCUGAGCAAGAUUCACGGAUUUACCGUCGAGUUCGGAUUUGGCAACGAGGAGGUCGAUUGCCCGUUUUACCCGACACCAGAGCAGUACCGCUACAACCUGCUUGAGACGAACGCGGGCUUCAUGGAGUACCUGCUCGCGGCAUCUGAGAUCGGUGUUGGAGAGCCGGCUACCUGUGCUUAA
Messenger RNA from Colletotrichum karsti, 1335 nucleotides. RefSeq names its product peptidase m14. Gene Ontology annotation, biological process: proteolysis. Lineage: Eukaryota; Fungi; Ascomycota; Sordariomycetes; Glomerellales; Glomerellaceae. The coding region runs from base 1 to 1335 and encodes 444 amino acids. The transcript has a single exon. Gene Ontology annotation, molecular function: zinc ion binding; metallocarboxypeptidase activity. The record is from RefSeq and is a predicted model, not a curated record.